CAACCGCACUCACCUUAUCCUUUCUCUAUCUCCAUUCCUCCACAUACAAAGUCUCACUUUGCUUCCAUCCAUUUAGUUCGGGCUGUGGAAUUCCAGGAAAUGGCAACCGCAAACGCUUCUGUCGCUCCCUGGGCGCUCGCCACCUCCCCCUCUGCCGUGAGCAAAGGGAAGAGGAUGAACAAUCCGAAUUACAUAAUGGGAAUGAAUGCAUAUGGUGGGCUAAAAGCUCACAACACCGUGGCUUCCCUAGGAGUCCCUGUGUGCGGGGAGCAGCCAUUUGCAACCUUGGUGAGCUCUUUGAGGUCACAAGGAAAAGGCAGAAGGGGAGGAGCUCUGUCUUCUAAGUGCAAUGCUGUUGGGGAGAUGUUUCGGAUUGCGGCCAUCAUGAACGGGCUUGUUCUAGUUGGUGUUGCGGUUGGGUUUGUUCUCCUCAGAAUCGAAGCCCAUGUAGAAGAAGCCGACUGAGAAGUU
Rhodamnia argentea is the source of this 471-nucleotide messenger RNA. RefSeq lists its product as uncharacterized. The record is from RefSeq and is a predicted model, not a curated record. Gene Ontology annotation, cellular component: cytochrome b6f complex. Lineage: Eukaryota; Viridiplantae; Streptophyta; Magnoliopsida; Myrtales; Myrtaceae. The transcript has a single exon. Bases 100 to 465 code for a protein of 121 amino acids.